AUGGCCAUCGACAUCAUGGCGGAGGUACCCAGCAUCUCUGCAGCGCCAUCGGCCUUACAACCCGGCAAGGUCGACGACGCUGCCAUCUUAAGGUGCAUAGACAAGCUUCAGACAUGGGAUACAUCGAGAUUUGAGGUCCUGGCAACGCUGCAGAGUUGCCCGCGAAACGCUGGGCAAGUAAGACUCGUGCAGGAUCGGUCAACGGGGCAACGGCUGGCUGUGAAGCGAAUGCCACUGACUUGGACCUGCGAGGAUGCAGAGUCUUUCUCCACGGCGCACCCCAUGGAGACGGAGGUGCCCUGGAUGGACAUGGCUGCUACCAGGUGGCUGAACAUCGUUGGCUUUCAGCACUGUGUUGAGUAUUGGGGAGUGUUUCUGGACGAUGACUACGUGGCGUUUGUCAUGGGUUUGGCAGAGGGCGGUGACCUCUUCACCUUUGUGGAUGCAAUGGGAUUGCCAGAACCUGGCCCUGUCCUUGAAGAAGCACUGUGGCCUAUAGCUGUUGAGUUCCUGAGCGCUGUAUCUCGUCUUCAUCAGCUUGGCUUGGCUCAUCGAGACCUUUCGCUGGAGAACGUGCUGUUGGCCAGCGCGAAGGGUGGACCCAUUUAUUUGAUCGACUACAGCAUGGCCACGACCAAGAGAUUCCAGACAGGACCAGCCUGCGGCAAAGCAUCCUACAUUGCGCCAGAGAUGCAUCUGGGCAGCGGCUAUGAUGCUUUUCAGGCUGAUGCGUUCUCCUGUGGAGUCAUCCUCUACGCGUUGUUUGCCAAGGACUAUCCUUGGAUAUCAACCAGAGUGGGUGCAUGCAAGUGUUUUGAGUACGUGCGCAAGCAUGGUUUUUUAAAGUUCAUGGCAAAGCGGCGAAUCAUCGUGGGAGACGACAAGAAGCCGGUCGACAAGGUGAUGUCCAAGCCCUUUGCACAGCUGCUGGACGGCCUUCUCCGCUUUACGCCUGAGGAACGUUUAGCAAUCCUCGAUGAAGAUCGUCCAGGCCGCAGCGCUGGAAGUAUCUGGGCCCAAGCUUGGUUGAAGAAGGCAACCAGCGCGCCGCCUGAAUCUAUCGCAUAA
Symbiodinium natans is the source of this 1068-nucleotide messenger RNA. The record is from the annotation of a GenBank genome assembly. NCBI's taxonomy places the organism in Eukaryota, Dinophyceae, Suessiales, Symbiodiniaceae.